ACAGAAGUAUUCUGAUAUCUCAGAAAUGUUCUGAUACUCCACUAGUCCUGCAUAUGAGCAACGCAGUUUGCGGUGCUUUCUUGGCACCUGUGCAACAAAUUAGUUCCAGUGCUGUGUCGGCUUAAAUAUCCAUAAAUCACCCCUACGAUGCUGUGGUCUGUUUCCAUUGUUCCUUCUAUAUCACUCAAGAAGCCUCAUGUCCAAAUCUAUAAACUAUACUGGGAAAAGAACGCAGUAAACGUCGCCUAACAUGGGGACCUGCAAGCCGGAGCGUCUAUUGUCCACCAUCCCUCUAGCGUCUCCAGUCACCUACAAAAACUGCACAUUUCGUUUGUUCGCUGGAGCUGUGCCAGAUUCUCCCCCGCUCACAUUUGUGCACUCACAAUGUUUGCCUCUUUCGUCUCUCCAACUAUCGGCGCUUUGGAAAUCGCAGGAUCUUUAUGUGGCGUACCAUACGUCCAAGCUGCUGCUACGGUGAUUCAAGGCAUCACUAAUGCAUGCAAUCAAGUGGUAGUUCAUAAGAAAAAGGCAAAACAACUUGCUCAAGACUGUAAUCUUCUGUUGAAUGUCAUCAGUGACCAUGCUACCGGUUUAGCAGGGACAGAAAUUGGCCAUGUGGUAGAUGAAGUGAUGGGUGUCCUACAAAUGGUUAAUGGUCGCACGCAUAAAUUUGCAAGCUACAGCAAGUUUGAGCGCUAUCUGAAAAUGGCUCAAAUCCAAGAUGGCCUCGAUUAUUGUUCUGCUGAGGUCCAUCGGGCGUAUAAGAAAUUCAAUUUUGAUUCCGAUUUAAUAAUCCAUAAGAAUCAGCAUCAUACGAUGCAAAUGAUACAAGCUCACACGGCAGGGAUAAAAGAGACCUUGCUUGACCUUUUGACUAACCAGCAAGAGAUUACACGUGCAGUCCAAAACCACCAGGCUGGUGGUAGCAUGGCACGGGACCUCAUGAGGGCUGGUCAAGAGCAAAUGAUACGAUUAGAAAGUAACCUUCCUCAGGAAUCAUUUAUGGUGCGACCUGGAGCAAGGCCACCAUCACCACCGCCCUCUCCAGCGCGGACAGAGCAAUUGCAGAUUCAACAAGCUCUCAUGAAUCUGCAGCGUUUGACAAGCAUGGCUCCUUCAAUCAAAAUUUUGGAUGGUCAAGUGACAAGAGAAGGUGAUAUGGCUGUCGCUGGAGGUCCUUACAGUGACGUUUGGUUAGGUUCCUGGUUAGGAGUGAAGGUCGCUCUCAAAUGCCUUCGCAUGAUUGAGAACGCUGACUCCAAGUUCUUGAAAGCUGAAAAACGCUUCGAGCAUGAAAUUACUGUGUGGUCCAAACUAAAGCACGAAAAUGUCUUGACUCUCUAUGGCGUAACCAACUAUUAUGGUGCGAUACAUGUUGUAUCGCCUUGGCAAGAACACGGCAAUGUGUUAAUGUAUAUUAACAACAACCCCGACGUGAACCCAGUAAGGCUGCUUACGCAAGCUGCAAAUGGAAUUGCAUAUUUGCAUGCCCAAAAAGUAUUUCACGGCAACAUUAAAUGCAGCAAUAUACUUGUAUCAGCAAACGGUGUCGUUUGUAUCUGUGAUUUCGGAUUGACUCAAGUCAUAGAAGAAGUGACAGGUGGAUCACUAUCAGCAACCCUCACAGCCGCAGGGUCCGCUCGAUGGCUGGCUCCUGAGCUCAUUCAGGACGAAAACCCCAACAUAACAGCUGCCAGUGAUGUCUAUGGCUAUGCCAUGGCUGCGUUGGAACUCCUCACAAGAAAACGGCCCUUCGCGCAUCGCAAGCGUGAUGUCACGGUUGUCAAUGAUGUCGUCAAUGAACGUUUGACCCCACCGAGGCCAGAGGAACCGGAGGUCAAAUUGUGGUUGAACGAUGAGCUGUGGUCCAUAAUGCUGAAAUGCUGGUCAUGGGAACCUGCCGAUCGCCCAGCAAUGGCUGAAGUGUACACUCAGGUUAAAGCCAUCGCUGAUUAUUACGACGAACACGAUCUGUAACCGAGGAACACACAGCGAGAAGCGAUCCAUUACGAGUGAACCUUGAGCCUGCGCCCUCUCAGUAAUUAGGGAUAACUCUGGGCUACCGCCGCGAGGGACCUGUAGGACAUUUGUUUGUUAACAUUACCCGGGACGGAUUGGUUACAUGGACAGUUUCAUCUCGGACAUGCAAAAAUGUACAGUAGCACAUUAACAUUACGUAUGCGGUAACAGUCAAUACUGUACAAUAUUACAUCUUCGAGUUUCGGCUUAUACUGUAUUGCCUCUAGAGACUCCACCUAGGAACGAAGCUUUACUUGCAAUUGAAUGCACUAUGGUUAGCUACA
Messenger RNA from Serpula lacrymans var. lacrymans S7.9, 2303 nucleotides. RefSeq lists its product as uncharacterized. The coding region runs from base 385 to 1977 and encodes 530 amino acids. The record is from RefSeq and is a predicted model, not a curated record. Gene Ontology annotation, biological process: protein phosphorylation; cell surface receptor signaling pathway. Gene Ontology annotation, molecular function: protein kinase activity; ATP binding. Lineage: Eukaryota; Fungi; Basidiomycota; Agaricomycetes; Boletales; Serpulaceae. The transcript has 14 exons.